CAAAAUAAAAAAGAAUAACUCUUCUCUCUCUCUCUCUCUCUGGGUUCAAAACCGGGUAACGUGAAACCAAUUGGAAGUUGAACUUUUUGCGAAUCCGUUGUUUGUGCCCUUUCCAUCACUUGCCCUCCUUGUUCGCUAUCUAAAACCCAAAUUCAAUUUUCUCGUCUUUUCUCAGCAGCACCUGGUUUUGUUCCUAGAGAGAGAGAGAGAGAGAGAGAGAGAAUCCUGAGAGUUAUUUUCCUUCCCUGUAUUUCACUAUUUCUUUGCCAUAAUUAGCAUAUCGAUUUCUCUUUUGAUUUUGAAUUUCUUAUUAUUUCUGGAAUUAGCACAUAGAUUCCUCCUAGAAAAAUUUUAAUCGAUUUUGUAUUUUCUUGGAAAAUUUGUCAUAAUUCUCAAGAGAGUACCUGUUUUUUUCAAACUGAAAUUGGUUUUAUCUCAUCAUCUGUGACGAUCAUAUCACAAGUCUUUUCUCUCUGACGUAAUCGAUUCGUCAAAAAAAUAAAUAAAUUACCAACCACCAAUAUUUCUGAGAGUAAAAAAAACAAAAAAAUUGUGUAUGAAAAUCGAGUUUUUGGUUUCUGGGCAUCAUCAAAAUCAGACGAAAAUCAAAUUCUGAUUUCUGGGUAUUGGCGGAAACUCGAUUUUCCGAUCUGGGUUGGUCCGGAUUCGAUUCAGAGGUUGAUUUCUCAACCAUGGUCAUUAAAUCUAGAACCCUGGACAACUGGAGGGACUAUUUUCGAACCUCCAAUUUUGAUAUAUUCGAUAUAAUCGAGAACGCAAUUAUUGUUGCUGCUUCGGAUUGUCCACAGGAGUUCAGAUUGCGGAGAGAUCGAAUUGCAGUAACUUUGUUUUCAUGUAAAUUGAUUCGGUGUGUCGGGUGUGAACGCGUGGAGUUGAAAGUUCCUGUAGAGGAUGAGGACCAAGGUUGUAAGAGUGGGUUUGAGAAAAAUGGAUGUGAAUUUGAGAAUGGUGGUGGUAAAGAGAGCAAGGUGAAUAGUAGUAGAGAUGAUCAGGUUGAAAUGAAUUUCAACCCAGUGAGCAAUUACAGCUAUGGAGAAGCUGAGGCAUUGACUGAUGAUAUUGAAGAAGAGAGUCAGAUUUUUGGGGAGGUCUUGAGGAUCAAAAAGAUUAUUGAUAAUCGUCAAGAUGAGUCUGAUUCAGUAUUAUUUGAUUCACUGAGGAGGCUUCAAUUGAUGGUUUUGUCUGUGGAUACAUUGAAGGCCACAGAGAUUGGAAAGUCUGUUAAUGCUCUGAGGAAACACGGAUCGAAGCAGAUUCGACAUCUUGCACGGACGCUCAUCGAAGUGUGGAAAGAUAUGGUAGAUGCGUGGGUCAUUGCUACAGCGGCUAUUGCAGAUGCAGAAGGUACCCCCGAGUCUGUAAACCCAUCUGUUGUUGAUGAAGAAGAAGAAGGCCUCCCUUCUCCUCCAUUAGACGAAGGAGCUUUUCUUAAUAAGCACAAUAGAGCUCCCCAGGUGGGGUGUGGGGUGUGUGUGUUCAUUUCUUUUUUUUCUCAAGGAAAUAAGUUUAUUAGCCUUUUGUGGUUAGAGACUGACACAUUUUGCUUCUUUUUCUGUCUUUCUCAAUUGCGCUUACCAAAGUUCUUCGAUGGCAUAGAUGAUGAUGGAAAUCCUCGAAACAGUGGGGAAUUCAAGAAGAACCGUGAAAAUGGCAGAAACCCAUCAAUGGCGAAUCAAACUGUUCCCAAGUGGAAGCAGCAAGUUCCCCAUGAACCGUAUGUACCUGCCACGGACAAGAAGGGUGAAGAAAGGAAGAAUCAAGAACCUGUAAUGAAGAAACCAAAUGCUGUUGUGAAACCACAUAAGCCCUUGAACACCGAGUCUGGCCCUGGGAGGCUGACAAAAUUAAACAUGGAGCAAAAGGUCAGCAAUGAGACAAAAUCCCAGCAAAACUCAAACAGGCCGAUCACAAUCCAAAAGAAGCCACUAGCUGCUCAAGAAGAUAUGUCAAAUAGCUUGCUGCUUGGAUCAUUCAUUUUGAUCUAUUUUUGCUGUUCAAUUAGAAACCGAAGUGUUUGGAUGAUGCUGCAAAACUUGAAGCCGCAAAGAGGAAGCUCCAUGAGCGCUACCAACAAGCUGAAAAUGCAAAGAGACAAAGAACUAUCCAGGUCAUGGAAUUGCAGGAUCUCCCGAAGCAAGGGCUUGGCCCUAGGAAUCCUCACAUGAGACCUGGAAAUCACAACAGGCAUUGGGCAAAUGGGCGUCGCUAGCUUGUUUGUUUUUGUGAUGUUGAUUCGAAUAAACAACAUUUCAAAAUUUCUCCCAUUUUGAAAGCCAAUAAAGUGGAAGAAAACUCUUACUAUGUGGCUUCACCCACUCGAGCAUCGACGAUGACGCUGCUAAAUUAAGACUCAGUUUGAGGUAAUGAACUUUUUCAUUUGAUUUGGGUGGCUGGUAUAGAUUACGAGGUCUAAAUUCUUGAUUUGUUGUUGAUGAAUGUGAUUUUCACCCAUCCCAUAUGAUGAUUUUCUCUCAGACAUCUCCUUUGCCCGUUCCAUUAUCAGACUCUGUUACAUAUAUAAAUUUGCACAGAAUAAUAAGUACAUUUAUAGUAUGAAACAUUUUGACAUGAAAUGAGUGUAAGAAGUUGGUUGGAUGUUCACUUUUAGUAGGAUUGUAAUUGAUAUCAUGCUCUGUUGAAUGAAACAUGACUAUGAUACUAUUCUUUCAAUUAAAACGAAAAAAAAAA
This is a messenger RNA of Camellia sinensis, 2709 nucleotides long. The record is from RefSeq and is a predicted model, not a curated record. Lineage: Eukaryota; Viridiplantae; Streptophyta; Magnoliopsida; Ericales; Theaceae.